AAGGGGGGGGUCGGAAAAGCCAAAACCUUCGUCGGGUCAGCGAUGGGCAAAUCCUGCGUGCGGCUGUGCGGCUUCGUGCUCAGCUGCCUGGGCUGGUUGGGCAUCGUCAUCGCCGCCACCACCAACGACUGGGUGAUCACGUGCAAGUACGCGCCGCACACCUGCAAGAUGAUGGAGCAGCUGGGGGUCAGGGGCCCCUGGGCCGAGUGCGUCGUCUUCACGGACCUGUACCAGUGCUCCACUUAUUUGCAGAUCCUCGACCUGCCCGUGUACAUCCAGACCACCCGAGCCCUGAUGGUGACGGCGUCCAUCUUGGGCCUGCUCGCCGUGGCCACCCUGCUCAUGUCCAUGCCGUGCAUCCGCCUGGGCGACGAGGCCCAAACUUCCAAGGACAAGCGCGCCGUCGCCGGCGGCUUGGUCAUGAUCGUCGUCGGACUGUGCGGGCUGGUGCCGACCGUCUGGUUCCCCCUGGGCGUGGAGCCCAGGGAAGACCUGCUGUCCUUCGGCUUCUCGCUGUACGCCGGCUGGGCGGGCGCCGUCUUGUCCCUUUUGGGCGGCGGCGUCCUCAGCUGCUCCUCGUCGCCGGGGUCGCCCCGCCCGUACCAGGACGCCAACCGCUUCUACUACUCCAAGACGGGCGGGAACAACGCGCCGGCCGCCGCCCCCGCCGCCAAAGCCCCCGCCUCCAACCACGCCAAGAGCGCCCACGUCUAACGCCGUCCGUCCGUCCCACUCCGUGUUGGACCUUUAAGUUUUCUGGAAGGUUCCAGGUUUUGGUUAGGGCGUGACCGGCGAGUAUGGCCUUUGGACUUCCUCUGAGAACCCCCCCCCUUGCCCCCCCCCUCAAUAAAAUUGGUCCGGAACCGCCACUGUCUGAAACCAAUGAACUAUGUUGAAGUGAAGAGCUUCAUUUAGCCAGUAGAACAUGUUUUGCUGCCAUCUUGGAGCAUCAACUGCAAAAAUUUUUUGCAUGGGCGUGAAUUAUUUGCAGCCCCCCCAUGAAAAUUGCAAGCAAUUAACACCACCCCAGAAUGUUUGAGAUUAUUAAUAAUUGAAAAUGUAAAUACACUCCUUUAUACAACCUAUUUUUCACAAUCAUGCGACCGCAAAACAUUAUCCUUAAAAACGAAUGAUACGCAUUUAUUAGAUAUGCCGCGAUAUUUGUGUACGGUACAUAAAGAUGACGUAGAUGAUGAUAUUCUUUUAUUAUUACCGCACAGUUUUUACCUUUUACUAGGUCAACUCGCUCAAAUGUGACUUUUCCAAGACUCUUUUUUUUUU
Messenger RNA from Syngnathoides biaculeatus (alligator pipefish), 1281 nucleotides. It is a transcript of the gene cldn11a, whose product is annotated as claudin 11a. Gene Ontology annotation, cellular component: plasma membrane; bicellular tight junction. The record is from RefSeq and is a predicted model, not a curated record. Lineage: Eukaryota; Metazoa; Chordata; Actinopteri; Syngnathiformes; Syngnathidae. Gene Ontology annotation, molecular function: structural molecule activity. Bases 43 to 714 code for a protein of 223 amino acids. Gene Ontology annotation, biological process: bicellular tight junction assembly; cell adhesion. The transcript is spliced from 3 exons.